AUGCUAUUAUAUAUGUCUGUGGCCUUGUAUGCUCCAUCAUUAGCAUUAUCAUCGGUUACAAAUAUCCCACUGCUUUUGUCGAUUUGUUUAACUGCUGGUCUCUCUGGCCUUUAUAUUUCAUUGGGAGGAGCGAAAGCAGGUAUACAUACAUCGUCGUUACAGAUGGCGUUAAUUUUGUUGAGUAUGGCUAUAAUACUUAUUUGUAGUUUAACCAAAGUUAAAAUAUCAGAAAUUAUUCCCAGAGCGUAUAAUGGAGGGCGACUGCAACUGCUCGAUUUUCGAUUAGAUCCAAGAAUUCGACAUUCAGUAUGGCCAUUACUGAUAGGAGGGACUGGUAAUAUUCUGUGUUUGGUUGUUCUACUUAAUAUUCCAUUCAAUUUUCUAAUUUUAACAUUAUAUGUCGGUGUUGGCUUAAUAUUAUAUUAUUUUUAUUAUAAUUGUGAUCCAGCAUUGAAAUCAAAAGACCAGCUUCUUCCUUAUUUUGUUCUGGAAAAAAUCUCCUCGAUUCCAGGAAUCACAGGGUUGUUCAUUGCGUCAGUAUAUAGCGCUGGUACAAGCACAUUAUCAGCAUCAUAUAGUGCUCUUUCUGCUGUAGUUAUUGAAGAUGUUAUAAAACAAUAUCUUUUAAAACUUAGGAAUGGAAAACAGUUGGAUAUAAAAGUGGCUAUCAGAUUAACCAAAGUUUUACCACUAGUGUUUUGUGUUUUAACCAUAGUACUGGCAUAUCUCUGCAGUUUAUUAAAGACAAUGGUGCUUCAGAUAUCACUAUCUAUUUUCGGUUUAGCUGGUGGACCUGUACUUGCUGUUUUUUGCAUGGGAUUUUUUUUCCCUUUUAUAAAAAAAACAGCUGCUUUUCUUGGUCAACUUUUUGCGACAAUUUUUUGUAUCUUUCUUGCUGCCGGAUCCAUAAUGGAAAGAAUAAGGCCCGUUGCAUUGCCACUGGAUCGCAACUGUGGUUUAUCUAACACUUCUGUCAUUUUCAAUUAUACUGAUCCCUAUUACGGAAUGGUCGAACCAUUGUCGAGUACUUCAUUACUUGUGCAACUUUAUCGCGUUUCCUAUCAGUAUUAUAGUACUAUUGCUGUUUUAUUCGCAUUUACUUGGGUAAAACUUCAGGAUGUAGUAGGAUCCUUCAAUAGACAAAUCGAAAGAAUUGAUUGA
Messenger RNA from Dracunculus medinensis (Guinea worm), 1161 nucleotides. NCBI's taxonomy places the organism in Eukaryota, Metazoa, Nematoda, Chromadorea, Rhabditida, Dracunculidae. The record is from the annotation of a GenBank genome assembly.